Messenger RNA from Labrus mixtus (cuckoo wrasse), 3862 nucleotides. RefSeq names its product angiotensin II receptor-associated protein (gene agtrap). The record is from RefSeq and is a predicted model, not a curated record. Gene Ontology annotation, biological process: angiotensin-activated signaling pathway; regulation of blood pressure. Gene Ontology annotation, cellular component: plasma membrane. Lineage: Eukaryota; Metazoa; Chordata; Actinopteri; Labriformes; Labridae. The transcript is spliced from 5 exons. The coding region runs from base 118 to 627 and encodes 169 amino acids.
GAGCUGAGGGAAGGAGGAGUUUCCACCAGAAGUUUGUGUAAAAACCUGCACUUCUCUUUCAUGUAGCCCCCCUCAACAACUUGUAGAGCUGCUCCAACCAAACUUCCAUUAAAUAUUAUGGAAAUUCCUGCCAUAAAUCUAAAGGCCAUAGUCCUGGUACAUUGGCUGCUUACGAUAUGGGGUUGCAUGGCGUGGCUGCCCUACUCUUAUUCAUGGGGGAACUUCAGUGUUUUAGCAAUCGGGGUUUGGGCCAUUGCACAGAGGGACUCGAUUGAUGCCGUGCUCAUGUUCCUGAUGGGGAUGCUUGCCUCGAUAUUGACCGACAUCAUCCAUUUCAGCAUCUAUUACCCAACCAAUGACCUGUCGUUAGACCGGGGGAACAACGUGUUUCGCUUCAGCGCUGGCAUGGCGAUCCUCAGCCUGCUGAUCAAACCCGUGUCCUGCUUCUUCGUCUACCAAAUGUACCGCGAGCGUGGAGGAGAUUACAACGUUAACUUUGGUUUCCCUUCAGUAACUCGAAACAGAGACGCCUACCAGUCCAUUGACCAACAGGAGGAGUCUUCCGCCCCGGCGAACCCCUUCAACCAGCAGCAGGAGGUCAAAACAGCAGCAGCUCGCUCGUACUGAGAGGAGCAGCAACAAUGCAGCAUUUCCCCCUCUGCCCUCUUAUGCAGCAGUGCAGCUCUUCGUUUACACUUCACAUAAGUAUUUAUAUUUUGUACGGGGGAGGGGGGGGGUCUGCAGAAAACAGAAUUUGAUACGUGUAUGAUUGGUCUGUUUGAAUAAAAUGCAGAGUAGUAAACCAAUUAAAUUCUGCCGUCAAAGGUCAGAACAUUUUUUUUUUGCUGAGCUGGCACAGUGCUGCUGAAUAAAUACAGAGGAACCCCCCCCCCCCACUCCCAUGCUGUGUUACUGUUGUUUCUGCCGACUAUUUUUAGUAGAGAGUGAUGAAUGUGUUCAUCAGUUUACUUUCCCCCCGUGAGUCAGUUUUCUAACCGUGGUACUUAUACACGUUAAAGGGAUAGUUCUGAUUUUUUUUAAAGGGGUCGUAUGAGGUGAUUUUCAACACAUAGUUUAAGAGGAUAAAAGAGUACAAGCUGUGAUGUGCACCGCUGUGGACCGAGUCUGCUUCAAAACAUACUUUUGCUUCCACUCUUCAAAAGAUUUACGCUACAUUUUCUCACACUAACUUUGUAUCAGUUUGGUAUUUCUAAGCAUGGUGUGCACGAUGUUGCAUCAUAGAGCCUUUUUUUUUUUUAACGAGUCAGAAAGUGUGAUAACAAGCUAAGUAAGAAAAAUUGAGAUUCUGCUUUGAAUUUUAAAGACAGUGCAUGCUUGUGUUCUUCAGCGUUGUUAAAACAGAGAGUGCUCCGGUCAUCUUGUAGAUUACAAAGAAAUCUGUUCAGUGAUAAUGGACUCACUGUGCCGUCACUCUCUCCUCUGAAUAUAAACGUCAACACUCCUCAUGCAACACUGAGACAACUCCAUUGUCUUUAUUAUCAUUAACUCCUGAUUAACAUGAAAAUCAAACGAGGAAUGCUUCAGCUAGCAUCCUGCUAAAUAGCACGACUGAACCAAAACUUCAGGAAAGCGAGCGCCUACAAAAAGAAACGACAAACCAAACAACCCCCAGAAGUUUCCCUCUCUCUCUUUCUCUUUCUCUCUCUCUCUGUGGGUCAGUCUUAGUUUUUUGUCUCUUCUUUAAAGUGAACAUGAGCAGCUGAUUCGAUGCUGUGAGCGGCCUGUGUAGGGAAACAGAGUUGUCAUGUGGUUGAAGUCCCAGAUGAGAGAGAUAUCUGACGACAAGCUAAAGCCGUAAAAAUAUUCCAAAAAAUAAGUGUACACGUUUUUUAGAAAUAGAAAAAUAAUAUUUUGCCGGUUUAUGGAGAGGACAGCUGAAGAGUGACAGUAGACACUGGGAGGAGAGAGCAGGUGAAGAGGUGCAGCAAAAGGCAGAGGUCGGAUUUGAACCCACAGCCGCUGCGACGAGGGGCUAUCCAGCGCCCAGAAAAGAAGUGUCCACUUAGUUACAUUCAUUUUUCUGAAAGGGUUGGCUGAUUUUACCCAAACAUGUAAAGCUAAAUAUCCACAGCAGAACAUGGACUAGCGUCUGUGACACCUCAGCUACGUCCUCACCUUUAAAAAAAAAAAAAAAUCUGAACUAUCCCUUUAAGAUUAAUGUCUGGUACUCUUGAUGAUCUGUUUACAAUGACAUUCACCUUGUUAUGUUGCUCCAGUUAGCUUUAAGACACAGCAGCACUUAAAACACUGGAUGCUUUCUCUCCUACGAGAGCCUGAAAUCACAAAUAAUGAAGAUAAACGCCGUGCCUUAGAGAUCUACUUCCUGCUUUUGUACUUUUACAACACGAUGUGAAGUCAAGACCUUCAAGAAAUGAAUACCAAACUGAGGUUAAAAGCAUUUUUUCCCCUCAUGACUGAGCAAGAAAUAACCCGCUAGCUUCUGUUCAUUUUUCUAAAAGUUUGUUUAUGCACAUAUUAAGAGUACAACGAUGUCUAUUACUAUGAAAUAAACCUUAAAAGUGUUCAAAUAUAAAACCUUAAUAUGAUUAUUAUUACACUGAUGUGCUUAAAAACAUGUUUCUUUCUCUAUUCAAAACAAUUAAUUUGAAUAUUUAUCAUCAUUUUCUGUAAGUAGGCGACCUCUAGACUGACUGAAUUUGUUUUUGUGAAGUUAAACUUCCAGAAAGUACAUUUCAGUCCACAUGCUGUGCAGCCUCUUUGUUCCUGCUGUAUAAAAACACUGUGAUGCGCAAUAACACAUACUAUAGAGUGAUUUCAUUAUUGAAACGUUAACAGUAAAUGUAGCUCCUGAAAUGCCUUCACUGUGUCACAUUUGUACUCCCUGAAUCCUGAAUUUUUCUCUCUGAUUGCAUCAUUUGUUUGUUUUUUAAGUCAUUUCUCUUUUGAAAGUGUUUCAGGUUAUGAGUUCCUGUUUUGAAAUCAAAUCGUGAUGACCUGCAGGAGAAAAAAACCAGGAUGUGUUAACCGUGUUGGUCACAGCUGCAGUAUGAAGGCGUCUUUUACUCGUAUAGAUCAUAAAGGAGGGAAAUUAUUCUCCUACAUACCUCAUGUCGUUUAACUUUCAUAUUUGGUAAUCAAAUAAUAAAACUGCUAUUUCAAAAUUGUAGGCAACCUGGAACUUUUUAAAGUUUUAAUCACAGGCUGUAUAAGACAUGGACGUAGUGUCAGUGAUGUCACAGUCUGGUUUCUGAAGAACCUUUUUGGAGCCAAACGAUGGUGGUCCCCAUCUUGGAAAUGCUGUCUUUCCCUAACUUUUUGUCAGUCCAGGUGGAGCUGAGACUCCUGGGAAACUGCUAAAGCAUGCCCACCUGUCAGUCAUCUCGGCCCCGCCUCUAAUUCUACACAUUUAUGAAUAACUCUCGGAUAACGCUUAAUUAAAAUCAACAACAGAUGAGUUAUAAAAAAACAUGCUCUUCACAGUGUGUACCAAAAAUGAAAUGAAAGAUAACACAUUUGUUUUUUGAAAGAUAGUGUACAAAUACACAUUUUAAAAAGUUGCCCUAAUGGGGAUUGACUCGCUUUGCAGCCCACCUCAAGUGGAAAAGUGGGAAAAUUGUAUUUAAUUUCUUCUUAGCUUAAUUCUUUAAAAACUAGUCCAACGUCAGAAUCGAAAUACUCAGACAAUAUUCUUUACUUUUAGUUUUCUUUUUCAAACAAAAGAAAACUACGACCAGCCUGUCUGGAAACACACCUGUCUCUUCAUUGGGAAUGAAAAGAUGUGAGAGGCUCAAGUUAAGGACUUUAAAUGACUGUUAUUCAGCUUACAAAAUCAAGGUGUUGCUACAUUAAGAUCGUUUGAGUAAGAUGAAAAUUAAAGAUG